AGCUCGUUUUCGCAGAUAGGGACGCUCAGGGCGCAGCGGGACACGAGAGAGCUGGAGGCGGAGCGCGUGGUUGGUUGGGUGUUCGCGGGCGGGCGGGCGCCGGGAGAGAAGACGGGAGGAAACACGUGGCUGCGCGGUGCCGGGGCGGGGGGCGAGCGCGAGCGGGAGCGCUCUGGCCGCCGGGGCCUGGCUUGGGGCUACGGGAGGCUGUUGCUUGAGCGUGUCCUCUCGGUGCGAGACCUGAAGCUGCAACCGAAAGGCCGUAUUUGCAACAGGGCUAUUUACCGGCAUUAGCGGGCUGGCUUUUUGCUUCUUGUUUUUAAAAGCUCUUUUUCUGCCUGCAGCUCGGGAAAGAGGCAGCAAACGUAGCCGGGGGUGCCCCAGCCAGCGAUCGGAGCUGUGAACACGGUUGUAUACCUAAGGUGAAGUCUUUUCUUACCAUGCAGAAAAAUAAAGGUCGAACUGGUAGAAAGAGAAGAAGAAAACAAUAUAGCAGUUUGCCUUCAAGUGGAGUAAGCCAGAGUCACAAACUGGAAUAUAUACAACUUAGGAAUUGGCUGAAAGAGAGGGGGUUUGAUGACCGAAAUUUAAGACCAGCACAGUUUUCAGAUACGGGAAGAGGCCUAAUGACCACAAAAGCCUUUCAGGCAGGGGAACUGAUUAUUUCGUUGCCGGAGAAAUGCUUGCUCACCACUGGUACUGUCCUUAGUAGCUACCUUGGGGAAAACAUUGCAAAGUGGAAGCCUCCCAUAUCUCCUUUGAUAGCAUUGUGCACAUUUUUAAUAGCAGAGAAAUAUGCUGGUGAGCAAUCUGUGUGGAAGCCUUAUCUUGAUGUUUUACCAAAGACCUAUACGUGCCCUGUUUGUCUGGAGCAAGAAGUAGUGAGACUUCUUCCUGAGCCCUUAAGAAGGAAGGCUGAGGAGCAAAGAACAGUGGUCCAGGAACUAUAUACCUCUUCCAAGACUUUUUUCUUUUCUCUGCAGUCUUUGUUUACUGAGAAUGUAGAAACUGUUUUUAACUACGAUGCCCUGCAGUGGGCUUGGUGCACCAUUAAUACUAGAACAGUAUACAUGAAGCAUUCACAGAGGGAAUGUUUCUCUAGAGAGCCAGAUGUUUAUGCACUAGCACCUUAUUUAGAUCUGCUAAACCACAGUCCAAAUGUUCAGGUAAAAGCUGCAUUUAAUGAGCAGACAAGAUGUUAUGAAAUCAGGACAGAUUCACAUUGCAGAAGACAUGAAGAACUGUUUAUCUCUUACGGCCCUCAUGAUAACCAGCGACUUCUGCUAGAAUAUGGAUUCAUUGCCAUCAACAACCCACAGAGUGGGGUUUAUGUCUCAGCAGAUAUCCUUCUUAAACAUCUCCUUUCAGCAGACAAGCAGAGAAAUAUGAAGCUUUCCAUUCUAAAGGAUCAUAACUUGUUAGAAAAUUUGACGUUUGGAAGGGAUGGGCCAUCAUGGAGACUCCUCACGGCUCUCAAGUUGUUAUGUCUUGGAGCAGAUGAAUUUACCUACUGGAAGAAAGUGCUGCUUGGUGAUAAAAUUUCAGCCAGAAAUGAAGAGAGCAGUUUGAACAUAGCAGCAAAAAUAUGCUUUUCUUUAAUAGAGGAGACACAGCACAUCCUUCACCAGAUUUCCCAAAUGAAAAAGGAAAAGGUGAACCUUGAAAACCAGCUGGCUUUGGUAGAAGUACUGCGCCUGGAAGAUCUGACAAUCCUGCAAACAUCAGCAGCGAUUCUGUACAACUUACAUACUGCAAUAACUUGACCUGUUCAGAAAGCAGACUAUGACUGUCACAGCACAGUGGCUUUUACUUACCAGGAGCUAGAGACUUGCUUGACCCAAACAUUUUUGAUGACCAGUAGCAUCAAGGAAUAAUGUAAAAUUAUGGUGGAAAAGCUGCCCAGUUUCAUUUAUGGGUUUUGGCAUUAGCCAUAGGGCCAUAUUCUGCGCCUCCUCUCCUGAGAGGCGCAGCCUAGAAAAUGCAGGGGGCAAGAGUAGCUUUGUCAUCUUUGUGUCGUCUGGAUUCUGGGCUGCUGUGGGGACCAAAACAGCUCCUGGCAUAAUUAGAGCAGUCCUAGGGGUUGCAGUCCAGAAUCUCCAUAGUGCCAAGCAGCUACUCCCUGGUAUGUCCCUACUUUUGUGGCUUACAAGGGAGGGGAGUGCAGAGCUACUUGCCUCACCCUAUGUUGUUUGUGUGCCAGCGCUAUCCUCUGCUGACCCUUUUCUAUCUCAUUUAUGGACCCUGGACUUGGCUGGGAUGAUGAUAUAAGGUCUGGAGCAUAGGCCAUGUCAGCCCCAGAAUGACUGAAAAACAGUCAUCCAAUGCCUAACCCAAAUGCAUGUAUAGUACACUGAUGCUGGAGGCUCGGGUGGUGGCCAUCAUGCAGAAGUUUGGAUUUCCCUCCCCCAUUUUAAAAAUCUCCUCUAGAUUGUUGCUAACCUAUGAUUAUUGCUCCUCCUCUGAACAACAAACAGAUGUGCUUGAGUUAUUUUGAGCUGUGGUGUUGUAACAGUUUGCAUGUUGGCUAUUCAGGAAAUCCACUCUGAUACUUUCCACCAGUCCUGAUUGUCACCUGGAGAAACUUCCUUCGCCUGUCCCUUUUUUGCCUUUCCUGAUCAAUCUAGCUGGACAUCAUACUUGUCGGAGGGUUAGGGUAACUAUUGACAUUGGGCCCAUACCUUGUAGGGCCUACAAGAAUGGUCUUGUAUCUUACUACUUUUUUGUGUGCUUUCCUGCAGGCCCUUGGUCUCUCACUUUUGUGUUUUCUAGUAUGGAUCUGCUGCACGUCAUCCAUUUACUAAUACCCUGGUAGCUUUGGAAAAGCUAAUGUGGGAUAAAGUCUUGAUCAAGGGAGAUACGUGCAGGUGAUGGGCAAAGCUUGAAGAGGGAAGGAAAGGGGAUAUCUUAGGUUCCACGGCUAUGGGCUUGGUAUAAGGACAUAGAUUAAUGGCUACAAAGUUGGUUGAAAACUGUCAUGUGCACAGGGCCUGUAUAGUUGGGGAGCUGGCUGACUCAGAGUUAGAGGCAAAAAGGGACACUUAAAGUAUCUAGUCUGACCUACUGUAUAUCACAGGCCCCUAAAUUUCACCCAGUUACCCCUGUAUUGAGCCUAAUAACUUGUUUGACUAAAACCUAUCUUCCACUUUGGCAUCCAAUCUUGACUUGAAAUCAGUAAAAAGAGAGAAUCCACCACUUUUCUCAUGGUUCCAGUGGUUAACCACCAUCACUGCUAGAGAUUUAUGCCUUAUUUCCAGUUUGCAUUUGUCUGGCUUCUGCUUCAAGCCAUUGGUUCUUGCUCUGCCUUUCUCUUCUAGUUUAAAGACCCUUUUAGUACCCAGUCUUUUCUCCCCAGGAAAGAACUUGUGCGCUGUAAUCAAGUCACCUCUCAAUGUUUUUGAUAUUGAGCUCUUUAACUAUCUCAUUGUGAGGCAUUUUCUCCAGCCCUUGAAUCAUUUUAGGGAGCUAUUUUCUGCACCCUCUCUAAAUUUUCUACAUUGUUUUUAAAUUUUGGAUACCAGGAUUGUAGGGGCAGAAUUCUAGUAUCAGUCUCACUAAUGCUGUGUACAGAGGUAAUAUCCUCCCCCAUUCCUACUAGUAACUUUGCAUUUGUCUGGAUUAAAAUGCAUUUCAUUUGAAUGGGGCCGGCUUUACCAAGCAAUCCAGAUCACUUUAAAUGACUGCACUGUCCUCAUUAUUAAUCACUGUGCCAAUCUUUUUGUGUUAUGUGCAAAUUUUAUCAGCAGUGAUUUUUUUAUUUUUUAUUUUUUUUUUAAUAUAUUUACUUCCAGAUCAUUGAUGAAAAUGUUGACAAGCGUUGGGAUUACUAUCAAUCUCUGCAAAACCCCACUAGAAACACUGCUUGACAGAUAUCCUUUGAGAGGCAAUGUCUGCAGCCUGUGGAGUACAGACACUACACGUGUAGCUACAUGCUGCAGUGAAAGGCAAGCUGUGUAUAUAUGCUUGUUACUGUGGCGUAUAGCUACAGGCUGCAAUGAAAGUCUCCAGCAGCAGGGAAUGGGAAAAGGCUGUGACAAUGGAGAAGCUACUGGAAUCUUUCCUUGGUCCUGGAGCCCCUCACUGUGGAGGGAAAAGGCUCAGGCAGUGGGAUGCGACACUGUUAAAAAUAGAAGCAUAGAUGUGAGUGUGUAGAGAACCUGUGUUGGGUGUAUAUACCGUGUGGUUCAAGUGUGUAGGAUACUCUACUCGCCUAAGCAGUUCCUCCUCAUUUAGACUGCUAUUUAUAUGUGUGCUAGCUGGGCAUGCGGUGUCUCUACAUUUAUGGCAGCAUGUAGACAUACCUUAAGUGUUACACUGCCACAGUUCAGAUCAGCAGAGGUACCGGAGCUAGAGUUCUUUCAUUUUAAGCAGGAGGACUUUCUUGUAGCAGGUCUCUCUCCUCUAUAAUUUCCCCCUACCCACUCUUGGUCCAAGAGUGAGAAUUUUAUUUUUGUCAGAUAAUUACUGAAAUGGGAUGAAAAGCCUAGAUGAUGUGAAUAAAAGAGACUACUCUCUGGGAAGGGAGCUGAUGGCUACUUUAUUGCCCUUUUUAUGGUACCCAAUUGCUCUUUGCCUGCUAUGUUACGGCAGCUCGUGGCCUCACAUGCAUCUUGUAAGGAAGUCUUACUAUAAUGUUAGUCAUACAUAAAAUGAAUUGUAGUAUACAAAAAUAACAUAAGGCUGUAUUUUUAUUGUGUGUUUUGAACAGCUCCUAGCACACCUAAUAGGAGCCUGGGCCAUGACUAGGGCUCCUAGAUGUUACGGUAAUACCUUAUUAUUUGUAAUAAACUGAACGUACGUACGUAUGUACGUUCAUUUUAGUUACAUCCGCAAAGCCCAUCUAUUAAACACUUCUAAAAUAACUUAAUCUCUUUGAAGUGGUGGCAAGAGUCUCUACAAAUUACUCCCAGCAUUUUACACUCUCAGUUGUACCGUCGUGUAACAUGUCCUAGGGGCCCUUACAGCAGCUGGGGAAGGGCCAGAGUGUAGCGAGUUCCAGCCAUGCUUGUGCCUGCUCUGAUGUGACCACUGUCCCCGGAGUAUUGAGAAGGGGUGGUGUGAAGCUGGCUAUGCUAACUCUGCUCCAGCUGAAAAUUCUCCUAGGCAGGGGAAUUCUCAAUAGCUCAUGUGGAUCCUUUUUGUAGCACUGAGGAGGUUCAAAGGGAACUUUGGUGCUGAGGAGCUGGCUUGAGGACUUCAGGCCAUUAGCUGUGGCUAAUGCCAGGAACUGAUUAUCCGCUUAGUUUCAUUUAAUAAAAUUAUCCCUAGAGAACGUAGGAUGUGACCCUGAGUUGCUAUCAAUCUGCAUAUUUCUAUGUAGUUAAUGGAACUAGGCCAAUGUAUACCAGCUGAAGAUCUGGCCUUGAGUAUGUUGAAUAGUUAAGCAGUGUUUUACAGAGUUAGACAGAGAGGGGUUUAGAAAUUAUUUUGAGGUGAUACGGGGCUAUAAUUAAGAUUUUUUUUUUUGGCGGGGGAGGGGGAGAUUGCUCUGCUUAGAGCUAUUUCCAUUUCUCUAGGUAUGCUAGGUGGCCUUGGACUUGCAGGAAUACACUACAGUUUAACAUUAGUAGACUAAUGUCAAAGGCAAAAUCCUGCCCCACCCUUAAGUAUGAAGUCACAAUCAGUGCCUGUGUAGUACGCUUCAACAUCAGCUUUGCUGAAUUUCAGCCUUGGGCAUAUGUGUAAGACUUCAAUGGGGCUUAAGUGGUUUGCUGAAUCAGGGCGUAAAAUACGUCUGAGCUAAGGCAUCCUAAGAUGGUUUACCUAACCAGUGCAACCACUGUUGCACAUUCUUAGCUUCUCUAGCUCUCAUUCUAGAAGCUCUUGUUCUAGACUCUUGUUAUCUUAGUAGUUUAGUUUUAGGAACUUGAUGUUAGUUAACAUUUGGCUCAAAGAGUUUAAUCAGUCUGUCAUUUAAGUGUAGCUCUAUUAUGAAAAGAGACACUGUAAAAGUUGCCCAUUCUCAUUCAUUCCACAGAUCUACUCCCUGUGGGUGUCCAAGGCAGAUCUGCAAACUUCAGUAUCACCACUAUGUUUUUACUACAUUUUACUCCUGUCAGUGAUGCAGCACCACUGUAGAUUUGGGGGAAGCAAGCUAUAUUCAGUUCUGACUUGCGCAUCAGCAGCAGAACAGCUAGAGUCACAAAUACAGAGCUACAUUCUGCCUUCAGUUAUACUUGUGCAACUACAGAGAAGACAAUAGGACUAGAUAGGUGUAACAGCAGCAGGAGCAAAAUUUUCAUGGCUGGUGACAGUACUUAAGGCAAGAAAUAACUCUGCUUGACUCUCUGAUCCUAAGGCGCACUGCUGGCAUUUAGCGGGGGAAAGGUGGGUUUUUUUGUGUGUGAGAGCUGAACAAAUGAAAUCUGGAGUCACUGAAAAAUUAUAAACAUGGCACCCUACAAUGCUAUCUUCCCUGAGUCACUUUUUAGAAUAGAACCUCACUUUAAAGUGAACAUCCUAUGGAUUUUCUUUGAUCUGUCUUCUGGCGAGUGGCUUCUGGCAUUUCUUUAGCGAUAGGGUGGAGAUCAUUCAUAAUUUCUUAAUGGUUUUUAGAUCAACUGUUCAGAACAAGAUAAGAUAGCAUCAGCUCUCAAGCCCUGUUAAUUAAAGCUUUACGUACACGAUGAAAAUGUUUAAAAAAUGACACUCCCUAAGGAAGAAAUCUUUAAGUAGUGUCUCUAAGGAUACAUUGCCCCUCUAAGGUUGAACACUUCCUGCAAAUAUAAAAUCUUUUUGAAGAUGGUCCUUGGGAAUUAUCUGAAGUGAUUGCAAGCACUUAGUGCAUCUAUAAUUAUAGAUGAACCUGAUAAACAGAAUGCUGGGAAAGGUUUGCUGCACCAUCUGCCUGGUUUGUUUAAUUAUACAGUACACCGGGACUAAGUUUGCUGAACACUUUGCAAACCUACCCUUGUGUUCAUUUUUGCAGCAAAAUCAUGUGGAAUUCAUAGUUUCAACAUGAAGCCAAGAGAAUCUUGGCAUUCGUGACUGAUUUUAGUCUCAUCUAAACCCCAAACUUAUAUGAUGUUAAUUCACACACUGACAUGGAAAGAAGUCACAUAAUUCCCAUAAGUUUUAUAUUUUAAUAUUCUUUAGGAUGUCUAAAACGCAGCAAUGAAGUUCUGUAUUAUUAUUUAUUUAUAUUGUAUAUUGCCAUAACUCCUAGGAGCCCCAGUCAUAGACCAGGACCCCAUUGUGCUAGAUGCUGCACACAGAACAAAGAGACAGUCUCUAUCCCAAGGACCUUACAGUCUGCAUAUAGAACAUGAGCUGACCACUAAAUACAAGCAGCUGAGGUAAUACAAGGAAACUGAGGCAAUACUGUGCAAAUAGACAACAUAGUCAUGGUGUGGGAAGAGGUAGAACACACAAGCAGAGUGAACAGUGAUGGCAGCAAAUGGCAUAUGUUAGUUCCAUAAGUUUUUGGAGGGAGACAGGUUGGUGGAUUUACUUUGGAGGGAUCAGCUAAAUGGAAAGAGAAGGGAAGGAGAGAGUAGAAGGGGCAGGUGUUGAGAGGCUGAGGUGAAGAGACCUGCAGAGGGAAGGGGAGGGUUAGAGUGGACAGCCAAUCAGCACAGGACACAGAAUUAGAGAACAUUCUCAUUUUGACUGGAGUGCCCAGAGGUUCCUACUUUGCCAUUAGUCAUAAUAUACCAGUAAGCAAAGAAUUAAUGUGAAGCAGUUUCUCAUUUAUUGUUUCUGCUAACCCACACAAUGUGCUAAGUUCAGAACAAACACAAAGGUGUUCAGAAACACAAUACUGAUCAAACUGCAUGAAAUUACUGUAAUUUCUGUAGAUGUCCACUAGAUGAUGCAAAUGUACUGCAGAAAGAUAGGAAACCCUACAUUAUAGCAAGAAAUAAUUAUAUUUGCUGUAUUUUAUAUUUUAAUAUUAGGGGGAGAGUAUCAUUUUUUCAGUGGGCUGUUAUUAGAUUUCCAUAGUUAAGAAAAAUAUCCAUUUGUUUAGUUGCUGUUAGGAUCAAGUUACAAAGCUUGUAUUCUAGUCUGCUGCAAUGUUGGUUCCAGAAUAUUAAGAAACAUGGGUGUGAGGUACACAGAAGAAGCUUGUCUCUUCCACCAGUAGAAGUUGUCCAAUAAAAGUUGUUACCUCAACCACCUUGUGAUUUUAGUCCUCUGCAUUUAGGACACAACAGAAGCAAGAUGUCUUGAAGGAAAAUGAUCUCUUAUUCGGCAUGCUUCCAUCUUUUUAUGUUUUAUCUAUCUUUUUUGUAGUAGCCUUCCCAAAUUUUAGAGCAGGUCUGAAACUCCAGUCCAAGACACGGACACAGACCUUGGGUGAAUUCUGAUCUGAUGCUAUUCUGGCUCAAUCCCAUUGACCUGAGGUCUAGUCUACACUACAGAAUUCACUCAACACAGUGCAGCAAAAGUGGACCUAACGAUGUGUCUAUACUAACAUUUCACUCCUGAGAACAUAACUGCCCUGCUAUGAUGAUAAUUCCACCUCCAUGAGAGGCAUAGAGUUAAUGUUGAUGUAGUUAGGUCAACACAAUGUCAGUGUAGACUCUGUUGCUUACAUUGAUUUUCAAAAGGCAUCCCAGAAUGCCCUACACUGACAAUAUAAUUGGGACAAGCAUUCCUAGUGAGGAUGUGCACUGCUGACACAAGAAGUGUAGUGUGGACACGCGAAAGUGAUUUAAUUAUUGCAGUAGCUGUAUGCUGACCUGACUGAGGUUGCCAUAAUUUUGUAGUAUAGACAUGCCCUUAAUGAGGUUGCCCUGGUGUAAUUGAGUACUGUCCACUCUCCUUUUUUACAGAUUCGGGUCCUGAAUUCUCCUCUCAUUUAGACUGAUGUAGCUCCAUUGUCACUGAUUGGACAUGUACAUAUUUGGGGCUGCCAACCUCAUGUCACCUGCAGCUACAUUCUAUUUUUAGUGCACUACCUCAAUCAGAGCUAGCACAGGUAUGUCCCCUCAAAUUGGGAAUUAUACUUCCAGCUCAAAGUGUAGCCGUACCAUUAGAUAUAGAGAGAAGUGCAGUGCCACAAACACUGCAACUUUUGGUCUGCAAAAUGCCAAAGAAAGUUCUAAUACCUGGCUGUUUUAAUCAUAGUUAAAAUCAAAAUGCUGAAAACCCACUGUGACGCUAGCAGGCCAGGUGCCAGCUCUCGCCAAGGCUGCAGGCAUUAGCUAAGACCUGACAAACUCAUAGCUGGAGACCAGACCAGUUUACUUUUGUAUUAGUUUUGCUCAAAAUAGGUAUUAGUCUUACAAGAAUGUAUUUAGUGUUCACUCUAUAGAGUGUCUGUAUGUGCUGCAUGCAUUAAUCGUAUUUGUAAUGUCUGUAUUCCGUGCUAUAAAGAAAUAUGUAACUUUUGCUUUAUAACUUUGAAAAUGUUUUUUCUAAACUUGUGAACUCAGAUGGGAAGAGUGUUUCUUCCCAGCCAUCCAGAAAAACUAUUAAAAUCCGAUGGACCAUCAAGGAACAUCGCAAUAAAAAGGAUUGGUGAAUGGCCCUGUUGCAUCUUGGAAAUGAUACGUGCAAGGAAGCUUGUCCUAUGGACUUGAAGGCUGAAUCUAGGAAAUAAAACAAAGAUACAAAAAAAAAUUUCCAUCUCUUUGCUGUUUGAACAUCUCACAGGGAGAGAAAUGCUAAACUGAGGCCAAGAUCCCCAGGGUUUAUCCUCUGGGACUGCCCUGAAAGACAUCUUGAAUUGACACAUCAUCACAUCUGUCAUCUUUAGGAACCAUAGAGGGUAACUCAUUUGUGUGUAUAUAUUUCCUUUCUUUAACCUGUAUUUAACUCUUAUUUCUUUUUCCUAAUUAAUACAUAGUUUAUUACAGGAUUGGCUACAGGCGUUGUCUUUGGUGUAAGAUCUAGGGUACCAACUGAUCUGGGGUAAGUGACUGGUCUCUUGGGACUGGAAACAAGCUAAAUAUUUUGUGAUUUUUGGUGUAAGUGACCAUUUAUCAUUAAGGCCAACUUGCCAGGGUGGCAAGAUAUACUGGAGAGUCUAAGGGGACUGUCUAUGACUCCAUUGUAAGACUGUUACAGUGAUUCAGGAGUUCACAUUUGUUACUGGGUUGGUGAAAUCUAAUUGUAGAACACAGUCUGCCCUGAGGCAGGCACUCAUGGUCGUCAGCCACUCCAGACAGUAUGACACCCACCUCCCAUCAGCUUAUGCUGCUUGAAUACUUUUAACCUAUCCUUAAGGGUCCCCAUGAGUGACAAACAUUUUAAAACAAAUGCUGAUAUACUAUAGUUGUUACCAGUUGCAGGUUACAACUUGGAUGACCAUCGAGAGUCUGAGAGAGAGAUCCUCUGCACGCGCUACAUGCAUUUUGACCAUUUUAAGGAAUAAUUUUCUCCAUUAGACCACUUACAUUGUAAAGAAUGAUGUAGAACAGAGAUCUUAGCAGAUCUCCCUUUGUUUAUAACUAAAAAAGAAAACUCUGGCUGCUUUUAAAAGACAUGAGAAUGAGUUUUGUCUUCCUUUCCUAUUACUGUCAAACAAACUUUACCUCAGCCCUGAAUAUCACAUGGAAUUUGUCACUGGCAGGAAACAUAAACUUUAUCUUGUGAAUAUAUAACUUACAGUUACUUCUUAAGAAGAAAAAAAAAUCCUUUCAUCAUGUACUAUUUUCUUCACUGUUUUAUUUCACUUAAAACAUCACUCAGUGCCAAAUGGUAUUUGUCAGAAGUAAUUGUCAAAUGCUGGAGGCAGUUUUCAAGGCUGUCUGGAUGGAAAAUCUCAAGGCAGUUGUCUGCGUUGAAAGAAAAUAUUACAUUUGAUCUUUUUAUGAUUCUCACAGACGAUGUAUGUCUGCAUUUAGCUUGAAGAAUUCUUGUUCUUUUUAACUGACAGGAAGUAAAACUUUACUAUUAAUUGAUAGUAUUGUCUGAGAAAUAACUACACUAUACAAUAAUGUAAAUUUUUUUUUUUUUACUCUUCACAAAGAUUCAUUUUUAUUAGCCAUCUACUGUGGUUUUGCUUGUUGGCAAGUUGUAAUACUUUGAAUGAUGACCGUGACUGCAUUUCAUCUACACUUGUAUUUGGGAAAAAUAUUUCUUCCAAUGUGUUUCCUCAGAGUAAUGAGUCUCACUUAAAGAUUGUCUUGCAGUAAAUCACCGUUUCCUUAA
Messenger RNA from Dermochelys coriacea (leatherback sea turtle), 11094 nucleotides. RefSeq names its product SET domain containing 4 (gene SETD4). Gene Ontology annotation, molecular function: histone H3K36 methyltransferase activity; histone H3K4 methyltransferase activity; protein binding. Gene Ontology annotation, biological process: peptidyl-lysine monomethylation; peptidyl-lysine trimethylation; peptidyl-lysine dimethylation. The coding region runs from base 441 to 1763 and encodes 440 amino acids. The transcript is spliced from 11 exons. NCBI's taxonomy places the organism in Eukaryota, Metazoa, Chordata, Testudines, Dermochelyidae. The record is from RefSeq and is a predicted model, not a curated record.